This is a messenger RNA of Bactrocera neohumeralis, 1674 nucleotides long. RefSeq lists its product as uncharacterized. The transcript is spliced from 2 exons. Lineage: Eukaryota; Metazoa; Arthropoda; Insecta; Diptera; Tephritidae. The coding region runs from base 998 to 1522 and encodes 174 amino acids. The record is from RefSeq and is a predicted model, not a curated record.
AGUCCUGUCCGAAUGAUUGAACCGGAAAGUGCCGAUAGUGGCGCAAAUUUUUUCUGUUUUCGUUGCUGGAAUGGUUGGACAGUAAUGACGGUGUGCACAACAUGUAAAAUAACGGUUAUUAUAUACAGACAGACAUGUGAUUUGCAUGCAUAAAGGCAUUAGAGGAGAGCGAGUUGUGAAAUAUAUGAGUUAAUGGCACAAAGUCAGUGGGGAAAACCACAUCAAUUUACAAACAAAUGAACAGUUAUGUAGUUAUAAGCAUAUGUAUGUACAUAUGUAUGUAUAUACACACGUAAUUGGAAUAUUUGCGAAAUCCAUAGAUCUAAAACUCUAUCAGUCACACAGUGUGGCUGACAUUGAUUUUGUGGCUUUGUGGCCAACUAACUCGCAAUAGUCGCAACCGCAAACUGCAGACGACGAUGACAACGAGCACGACAACGACAAUGUCUGUUGGCGGAAAUCGAAUCAUACACGACUUUGAAACUAAAGUAACAGGAUGUCAGCUUCAAGUGAAUGCUUGCCAAGUGUAAUGUGUGCGGUUCAGUGCUGAAGGACAUUAUCCUAUCAUACAUAUACAUAUAUGUACAUGUGUGCACGUGGGUGUGUGUAUGCCAGUUAUUAGUCGUGUGUGUUUACAUGUGGCGGCACUAUUAUGUGCAUAUUUAAUCUGUAGGAAAUUGUCAUAGUUUUGAUUGCAAUGGACACUCGAUCAGAAAUCGAUUGACAGCGGGAAAUUACAGCCGAACAUUCAUAUGUGCAUGCAAACAUACAGACAGACAGACAGACAUUUCGUUGCGAACGCAAUUAGAAUGGCAGUCAUUAGAGUAAAAAACGAUUAGUGGCAGGAAAAAAAUAAAUAAUAGUAAAUAAAAAAAAAGACAGAAAAAGACAAGAAAUAAGGAGAAAUCGAAAUAGAGAAAGAAAAAUUAAAUAGCAAAAGAAUACUGACAAACAAAAAAUACAAUAUUAAUUUAGCUUAUAGCCAUCGCCCGUUAAUAUGGGCUGCUCAACUUCUACGCCGGCCGUUAGCGAAGCAAACAGCAAAAGAACCUUGUCGGCUAACAAAGUGUGUGACAACGCCACGGAUUCGAAAUCGAAAAUGGGUGAUCAAGAAAAUAGUGGUGAAAAGGAUACAUAUCCCGCUUCGGAAGCCUACAUAAUACCGUUAAGCGAUGACACUGAGACGAAAGUUUACGCUGCAGGUGCUCCGGAAGCAGAGGACCUACUCGCUGCUACAGUGAAAAAGCAACCACCAAAACGCAUACAAGAAUUGAUGGAACAAGCGGCCGAAAAUGAGACGGCCACGCUAAAUCUACAAGAUUUGGAGGAGAAACUCGAAAAAGCGGAAGAGCGACGCAAGGAAUAUUUGCAACAAAAAAUUACAACAAUACAAAAGACAACACAAUUGCUGACACGUAGCGGCAGCAAGGAACUCUUAGAUAAACUGGAGGCAACACAAAUUUUUGAUGGCAAGGCAGCAGAGAAAGACAAUCCAGAUGACAAAGAGGCGGUGAAGAAGUAAAUAUUAUAGGCUUAAAACUAUCUUAUAUUACAAUCAUAUGCAUAUAUAUACGCUAUAAGUAAAGAAUUAUAUAACAAUUAUGAAAUAAAAUGUUUUUAAGAAAAAUGCGCCUAAAAUGCUGCUUCAAAAAUAAGAUAUUCAUUUUAAAAUAA